AUGGACACUUCUCUGUACCCCGAGUUUAUCAUCUCUCGGCAUCCUGAGAUACAAGCAAAGUUACAUGAGGAGCUGGCAGCAGUUAAGGGUGAACCAACCUAUGAUGACUUCCAGGCGCGUCUGCCUUACCUCGAAGCCGUCUUGCGAGAGACACUGCGACUGUACUCUGGCCUUCCGUACAUCGAACGUGUUGUGACUGUGCCCGACAGCAUCCCUCUGGGAGAACCUGUCAAGCUCUCCAACGGCGAGGUCGUGAGCCAGAUUCCGGUCCUUCCUGGCCAGGUGGUCGUCAUCCUAUGCAUCGCGAUUCAUCGUAUGGACUCCGUGUGGGAAGAUCCCGAUGUCUUCCGACCUGAGCGCUGGCUGAAGGACCUUCCUCCGAGCGAGAAGCUCUGCUCCGGGUGGGCGAAAACCCUUGCCUUCAGUGACGGCCCUCGCAAUUGCAUUGGUUAUCGGCUUGCCAUCUUCCAGUACAAGGUCAUCCUGACCAUCAGUAAAACGUGCAAGUUCUGA
This is a messenger RNA of Dichomitus squalens LYAD-421 SS1, 513 nucleotides long. RefSeq names its product cytochrome P450. The coding region runs from base 1 to 513 and encodes 170 amino acids. The transcript is spliced from 5 exons. Gene Ontology annotation, molecular function: monooxygenase activity; oxidoreductase activity, acting on paired donors, with incorporation or reduction of molecular oxygen; heme binding. Lineage: Eukaryota; Fungi; Basidiomycota; Agaricomycetes; Polyporales; Polyporaceae. The record is from RefSeq and is a predicted model, not a curated record.